Messenger RNA from Rotaria sordida, 339 nucleotides. NCBI's taxonomy places the organism in Eukaryota, Metazoa, Rotifera, Eurotatoria, Philodinida, Philodinidae. The record is from the annotation of a GenBank genome assembly.
AUGCCAAGAUGGCCAUCAGAAAAAUCUCUAGCAAAUAUAUAUCAUCAAACAAAAAUAGGUGGUGGUAGUCCAUUUAAUAUCAUUAAAGAUUCACGUUCAAUGGAUAAAAAUUUACUAUUAUCAAUUAGUGUACAUAAUCUAUUAUAUACUAAAAUAGCUCAAUUAAUGUUAUCAUAUAUUGAUCAUUUAAUUUUAAAUGAAAUUGAAAUAGACCUUAUCCUUAAGCAAUCAUUUCAACAAGGAACUAUUUCACAAAUUGCACAAGCAGUGAGGAUAUUAAUUGAAAAUUAUGAUGUACAACGUACAAUAACAAUUCAUUUUGAUCAGGGUACUGUUUGA